AUGGAGUCACCGGCGGGAUCGACAAAUCGGAAGGGAAGAGGGUUCGUGAAGGGGAAGCUGAUGCAGAUGCCAUUCUAUAGAGCAGCAAAGCAGCCUUCAUCAACUACAACUACUAGUGUGCAAUAUUCAAGCAAGGUCUACAAGCCAACCCAAACUUCGCCUUCAACAGGGUACGUGGACUAUGUGAUUGCUCCUUCACCAAAGCACCAGAAGGUGGCCUUUAUCAAUAUUAUUAAUCCAGAGAAUACCAAACAAUUUGAGGCCCUUUUUGGGGUUGCUGCAGAUGAAGCUGUUGAUAUCAAGGCCACAACCUACAUUUCUGCUGUUCAAGAGAGGUUCAGGCUUGAAGGAAUCAAUCAUGCUUGA
Messenger RNA from Tripterygium wilfordii, 366 nucleotides. RefSeq lists its product as uncharacterized. The coding region runs from base 1 to 366 and encodes 121 amino acids. NCBI's taxonomy places the organism in Eukaryota, Viridiplantae, Streptophyta, Magnoliopsida, Celastrales, Celastraceae. The transcript has a single exon. The record is from RefSeq and is a predicted model, not a curated record.